This is a messenger RNA of Cryptosporidium ubiquitum, 636 nucleotides long. RefSeq lists its product as uncharacterized. The transcript has 3 exons. Lineage: Eukaryota; Apicomplexa; Conoidasida; Eucoccidiorida; Cryptosporidiidae. The record is from RefSeq and is a predicted model, not a curated record. The coding region runs from base 1 to 636 and encodes 211 amino acids.
AUGGAUAUGUAUAGACACGCUGGAGGAAUUUCUAGUGUUGAUUUUCACAACUUUGAAGUUAGAAGAAGUUCUAGAGAUCAAGGUUUUGCAAUUUGGGCUUCUAAUUUAACAUGUGAGGAAAAGGCAAUUACAAUAGUUAAAAGAUUAUACUAUUCUGAAUUCUCAAAAUACCUUUACCUUGGAAUAUUUGUAUUAAAUAUUUUGGUUCUUUUUAUUGGUUUGUUUAAAGCCCAAUCAGGAAGUAGAUUUUCUAUUUUUUUAGAAACAACUAUAACUAUAACCUUGACAUUUGAAGUAAUAAUUAAAUUAUUUUUAAUGAAAAAAAGAUUUUUCAACAAAGCAAAUAAUGUAUUUGAUUUCGUUGUUGCCUUAACCUGUCUAUCAUUAUUAUUCCUAAAUGGUGAUAUUCACCGUCUUUUUACUACAAAAAAAACAACCCAUUUGAAAAACAACCAAAUAGUAACAGAUAUAUUCGAGCAAAUUCUGACAUCAUUUAGAUUUUGUCUUCAAAUGUUAAGAGUUUUUUCUAUUGCUAGAUUGAAAGGGAAGGCCGAUACUGUCGAUAAUACCGUUAACUUUGAUGAGAUAAACUGUUUGGAAGAAUCCAUAUAUUUUUCUGAUAAAAACGUUGUAUAG